AUGAAUUUCAGCAUCGAAACUGACCAUAAACCCGUUGUAUCGCUGCUUGGAGUAAAAGCAAUAUCGGAACUGCCUCCGAGGAUCCAACGCUUUAGAAUGCGACUAAUGCGUUACGAGUAUGAUAUCGGACACGUACCGGGAAAAUCCCUUCACACGGCCGAUGCUCUGUCGAGAGCACCCCUCUGUCAGGUUACAAAGGAGGAAGAGGAAUUCCAGUCAACAGUGGGGGCCUAUGUAGAUUCUGUAAUGGAAAGCCUUCCUGCGACUGAGACACGUCUGGACGACAUUCGCAGAUGUAUUCACGACGACAGUGUACUGAGCAUAAUCGUGGAAUAUUGUCUAAGCGGUUGGCCAGGGUUCGAAAACCCAGCCAUCAAUAUCGCGACGCGACCUUAUUGGCAAAUACGCGAGGAACUGACCGUAUGUCAAGGAUUACUAAUGCGCGGAACACGACUGAUAAUACCGACGACGCUUAGAGCAGAACUUCUCCAAAAGAUUCACGAGGGCCAUCAAGGUAUUGUAAAGUGUCGUGAACGAGCACGAAACUCAAUCUGGUGGCCAGGGAUAAAUCGUGAGAUUGAGAACUUGGUGACAAACUGCACAGUGUGUAUCAAAUACAGAUCGGAUCAUGCCGAGCCCUUAAGGCCAACAGAAUUUCCAGAGCGACCGUGGCAAAUGGUCGGCUCGGAUCUCUUUCACUUAAAGGACGCGAACUACUUACUUGUCGUGGAUUACUUCUCGAGAUAUGUCGAGAUCGCGAAACUGAAGUCGACCACGUCACAGGCCAUAGUGACCCAACUUCAGUCUAUCUUUGCGCGACACGGUAUCCCGGAAACCAUAGUUACGGAUAACGGUCCCCAGUAUCGAGUGCGAUAUUUAAGAAAUUCGCGACAGAAUGUGGGUUUCGCCAUAACCCCAGCAGUCCGUAUUACCCUCAAGGUAACGGUGAGGCUGAGAGAGCGGUCCAAAGUAUCAAGCGAGUGA
This is a messenger RNA of Mizuhopecten yessoensis (Yesso scallop), 984 nucleotides long. RefSeq lists its product as uncharacterized. Gene Ontology annotation, biological process: DNA integration. The record is from RefSeq and is a predicted model, not a curated record. The transcript has a single exon. Bases 1 to 984 code for a protein of 327 amino acids. Lineage: Eukaryota; Metazoa; Mollusca; Bivalvia; Pectinida; Pectinidae. Gene Ontology annotation, molecular function: nucleic acid binding.